AUGGAGAUCACGCGCGGCGUGACUGAAGUGAUUCGCGCGAAUCGAAGCUUGAUCCGUGAGCGUUACCCCAAGACCCUCAGAAGAAACACUGGAUAUCAACUCGAUGUGAUCCUUCAGCAGCUUGAAGCUUGUGACUGGGAUCCAGCGGGCGUGAAUCUGAAAGAUCUCUUGUGUGGUAGCGAGGGCACGCUCGCGAUGACGUUAGAAGCGACGCUUAAACUUCAUCCGAUCCCACGAGCGAAGGGGCUCGGGGUCAUCGCGUUUGGCUCUGUAGAAGAGGCGAUUGGUUCGGUCAAUGGAUUGUUGGAGUUGCGUCCGGCAGGGAUUGAGUUACUUGAUGAUCUGAUCUUGGAUCUCGCACGCGAGAAUCGCGAGCAGUCGCGUUAUGUUGAUCUGCUUCCCAAGUUGAGUUCAGGACAGACACGGGCGGUUUUGUAUGUGGAGUUCUUUGGCGAGUCGGUCAACGCUGUGCGUGCUCAGCUCGAAUGCGUAAGUGAUGUGGUAUCUGCCGGUGCCGUCGAGUUGAUCACGGACAAUGAGGCAAUGGUGCAAGCAUGGAAACUACGCAAAGCUGGUGAGCCACUCUUGCAUGGGAUCAAGGGUGAGCGCAAGCCGUUGGGAUUCAUUGAGGACUGUGCGAUUCCGGUCGAUCGGCUCGAGGAGUUCGUCUCGCGUCUGAGGAGGAUCGUCGAGCGCGAAGGUACGGUUGCUUCGUAUUACGCUCAUGCAUCAGUAGGGGUGUUGCAUGUUCGUCCACUCUUGAAUCUACGGGAUCCGACCGAUGAGGAGGCGAUGCAUCGGAUCGCAUCUGUUUGUGCUGAUCUUGCCAAAGAGUUGGGCGGAGUAGCAUCGGGUGAGCAUGGAGAUGGUCGUGCUCGUGGACCUUUCCUAGAACGAUUCAUGGGGAGAGAGUUGAUGGAGGCUCAUCGUUCUAUCAAGCGACUCUUUGACCCUCACGGCGUGAUGAACCCUGGGAACAUUGUCAAUCCAGGUCCGGUCGAAUCCAUUUCUCAGCAUACUCGGAUCCGACCUCAAAGCACCGUCUUGACCAUUCAUGGCGAGGAUGUCGAUCACGGAAGUGGGUAUCGAUUCGAUCGUGAGGGUGGUUUGGGUCACGUUGUUGAGAUGUGUAAUGGCGCGGGUGUGUGCCGAAAGAAGAUGGUGGGAACGAUGUGCCCUUCGUAUCAGGGCUCUUUAGACGAACGGCAUUCGACUCGUGGUCGAGGGAAUGCGCUGCGGUUUGCGAUUACCGGCCAGAGUAAGUUCGGAUCAGAAGGCGGAGAAGCUCACUGGAACGAUCCUGAGACCAAAGAGACGCUUGACCUGUGUUUGAGUUGUAAAGCGUGCAAGACGGAGUGUCCAAGCGGGGUUGAUAUCGCGAAACUCAAGAGCGAAUAUCUUUGGCAGGGGUAUCAAAUGGAUGGUGUUGCUGAUCUCCGAUUCGAUGACUACUCAUACAGAGCCGAGGAUUGUGGGCGCUGCCCAUCGGGAGUGCUUUUCUUCGAGCCUUCGUCGAUGUCGGUGGUGACGGACGAAUGGGAAGAUUUGCUGGAUGAAUCUCGCAACGGUGAAGUCGCACGGCUGAUCGCUCAAUCAUCUCUUGUAGAAGAUUUCAUCGCUCGUCAAUGGGAGACACAUCCGGUCCAACCUUCAGUUCAUUCACAUGGGCAGCGAAUCAUUGUUCACACGCAUUGUCAUCAGAAGUCGCUCUGGGGUAGUGAGACGACUAUGGACAUGUUUAGACAUAUGGGUGCGGAUGCGGAACUGAUUGAUGCGGGUUGCUGUGGUAUGGCUGGUUCUUUUGGCUUUAUGGAUAGCAAGUAUGAUCUGUCGAUGACCAUCGCCGAACAGCGAUUGAUACCAGCGAUUCGGGAGCGGGAUGCCAAUGCAUGGGUAGUCGCUGGUCGGCGCAUUGAUCUCAUGGGCAAUCGAGCGAAUCAGUUCCGCGGCUUUGUUCCACUGCGUACCAGUCGAUGGGCCUCCAAUAACCAGUCGGUGGGCACAUACUGGGACGAGGAGGUGAUAAACAUCGUCUGGUUCGACAUAGUGAAUCUCAUCGAUCGUUUGCUGGAUCUGAUUGACUUCAUCGGCGUGAAUAACCGGAAGCGGUCGAGUUGGUUUUCAGGGAGUGGGACAGUGUAUCCGAGGAUGUCGGCGGGCAUCAUGUCCGGCGUAAGUUGGAUUCGAGAGAAUGAGGCAUCGAUGGAUUUGGCGAGUGAUGAGGUAGACCUGCUGGAUUUGGUCGCGGAGUUUAUCAACAAAGUGAUGCAUAUCGGUCAUCAUGUUUCGCCGAAACUGAGUGGGAAUGGGAUCGUCCUCUGGAGCGUUGGCGCUCUGGUUGCAUGCUGCUCGGUUUGGGUACUUCGAAUCGACGAGAUUUUCCGCGCCAAGUUCGCAUUCAAUGCCGGCGUUAGUAACUGGGUGAGUCUGAUUGGUGUGAUCGCGUUGAUCAGCUCAGGAAUUGGUGCGCUCACACUCAUUCGUCCACAUCGACGCGUGAGCCGGCUAAUGGCUAUUCGUGCAGCAAUAGGGGUCUCUGCAUACAUUCCUGUUAUCAUGAUGUACUGGGCCGUGUAUCGGGGAUUUGAUCAAUCAGCGACGAUGCCGUUGAUUCAACCUGGCGCACAGGAUCUUGAGCGGUCGAUCUUGCGACUGGGAAUGUUUGUCGGAGUCGUGGUCAUCGUACUCGGGAUUCGACCAAAUGCUUUGAUGCUCGCGAUGCGAUCUGUGAUCAUUCGAACAGGGCGAGUGGAUCGCCAGUCCAUGUAUGCGUUGCUCUUGUCGUUUGGUGUCGCAGCAGCAGGCGAUGCGCUCAAUGUUCUGGGCAUGUUGAGUAGUGGGGUUGUAGGGGAUCUGCUCUCCCAACUCCAUGUAGUUCUGGUCGCGUUGGGGUCUGUGCUCAUUACGCUGGGGAUGACCAAUAUUGUUAUUGAUACCAUUCGAUUGCGACCUGUGCUGCUGCAUAGGGGGGUGGGGCUCGUAGAUGUCUUUGAGACAAAUAGCGAAAAAGAUAAUGAUAUGCGGAAUACACGGAUGGCAAUGGGAUCCCUGAUAGUUACUGCUGGUUUCUUGGGAUACUUGAGCACGACAGCUCUUGGUGCAGAUCAAGUAGAACUCGCAGUGCUCGAACUCUCUGGCGUCCCGGUUGAGCAGGACACGGGGAUGUCUUGGAUCGGUGAAGGCACUGAUACGCUGCUGGGGCUAGUUAAUACCAUCGACACGCUGGCGUUUGAUGACGAGUUUGAUGGGCUCGUGAUCCGUCUCAAGGAUGCGGGAUUUGGGAUCACGCAGGUUGAAGAGCUGGGCGAUGCGAUUCGGCGUUACCAAGAGGAAGGCAAGAAGGUCCAUGUGUUCGCUGAGGGGUAUGACGCGGGCGGUUUGAUGCUUGCGAGCUACGCGGACGAGGUCUUGUUGCAGGAGGGUGGCUAUGUCUCCUUCCCCGGCAUGCACAUGGAAGAGAUGUACAUGGCGGAUAUGUUUGAGUGGAUCGGUGUCAAAGCACAGAUGGUCCAGGUUGGGGACUACAAGGGGGCGAAUGAAACCGCGACUCGUUCAGGGCCGUCUGAUGCGUGGGAUCAGAACAUCUCGUCAUUGCUUGACGGCUUGUACGAGAACAUGCGCACCAUAAUGAAAGACGGGCGUGAUCUCAAUGAUGGCCAACUCGAUCGUGGUAUGACUGUUGCGUGGGCAGCGAGUGGUGAGGAAGCCGAAGAGGUCGGCUUGAUCGAUGGUGUGGUUGAUCUUCCAGAACUCAAGGACUAUCUCUCUGAAUAUUACGACGCGGAAGUGUCGUGGGUGAACAAUCCAUACGAGGUUGAUGGGCCUUCGAUGGAUUUCUCAAACCCGUUCGCAUUCUUGACCAUGAUGUCGCAGACGAGCAGUGUUGAGAUCGAUCAUCCGACCAUCGCGGUGUUGCAUAUCAAUGGCGUGAUUAUUGAUGGUGACUCGAGUCAGGGCGGCAUGUUCGGUGGCGGUUCACAGGUUGGGUCACGCACGAUCCGGAAUGCGAUUGAACAGAUUAUCAAGGAAGAUUUAAUCCAAGGAGUGAUCAUCCGUGUCGAUUCUCCAGGCGGCUCAGCGAUUGCCUCUGAGAUCAUGUGGCAAGGGAUUGAUCGUCUGAAAGAUCACAAGCCGGUCUGGGUUUCAGUUGGUGGGAUGGCUGCAUCCGGCGGGUACUAUGUGCUCUCGGGUGGAGACAAGGUGUAUGUCAAUCCUUCGAGCAUUGUGGGUUCGAUCGGGGUGGUCGGUGGGAAGUACGCGAUCGGUGAAGUCUACGAGAAACUGCACCUGAAUAUUGUCGAGCGUUCACGCGGCCCGGUUGCGGGACUGUUCGGCACCAGCGAAUGGGACGAUCGACAGAUCGCGAUGAUCCGUCAAGAGAUGACAGACACCUAUGAACUCUUCACCGAUCGUGUGAAAGCAGGUCGAAAGGGGAUCAAUCUGAACAGGACGGCUGAAGGGCGUUUGUUUGUUGGUAAUGACGCGAUUCGGCUGAAGAUGGCUGAUGAGAUUGGCGGCUUGGACGACGCGAUUAAUGAUCUUGCUGCUGAGGUCGAUCUGAGCGACUUUGAUGUAGCACACUUCCCGGCGCCUCCUAGCUUUGAAUCGGUGCUUGAGCAGAUGCUGGGUGGGUUCAUCCAAUCUCCUGGUAUGCAGGUCGGAAAAUCCCAAAUCGAGACGACUCUGCGGAUGAUCUUGGGUGAACAGCGAUAUCUUUCCGUGGUUGAUGAACUCAACGGCAUGAUGUUGUUGAGAGAUGAGCCUGUGCUACUGAUGAAUCCUCGUGCAUUGAUCAUUCGAUAA
Molecule: messenger RNA, 4803 nt
Organism: Symbiodinium sp. CCMP2592
Lineage: Eukaryota; Dinophyceae; Suessiales; Symbiodiniaceae
Source: the annotation of a GenBank genome assembly